GUGAGCACGGCUAUUCGUUGAUGGCAAAGAGAGAGACGAAACCUGAGCUUGUUUUCCUCCCGACGUUUUUUCCUUCUUUGUUUCUUUUUUUUAAUAUUAAAUUUCCUUCGUGUAGUUUUUCCUUCACGCGAUCUAAUCGCAAACAAGUUUUUAGCUUGUGGUGAAAUGGUUCGUAUCUUCCGGAGUCGGAGUUUAUUAAUGGGAUUUCUUUCACCCCUGCAUCACCUGAGGACAGCUGGACAGUGAGCCGGAGGGCGUCUGGAGGCUGGAUGGACAACAUGUCUCCACAGCAGCAACAGGACAGCCUCAGCCGAGGCGGCGCGCAGCAGGAACACAAACGGCGCACAAAGUCUCAGAGUUACCGGCGUCAGUCCGCCCCAUCUCUGGUCAUCACCAAGGCUCUAACCAGGUCCAAGACUCUCUCCAGAGAAAGCUUCCUGGUUCCCAUGUGUCCAGAGACGUGUCCGCUGAUCCAGUCCUUCCUGACUGGUUCUGAAAGGUCGUUUCUUCUCCAAGGACAUGCUCAGUUAAAGACGGGGAUGCAGACUCAGGACAGACACCUCUUCCUCUUUACUGACAUUCUGGUGAUUGCCAAAGCUAAGUCAGCCAACCACUUCAAGCAGAAAGCCCAGGUGCGUGUGUGUGAGAUGUGGACGGCAGGCUGCAUGGACGAGGUGUGUGAGGGCAGCACAAACCCAGAGAGGAGCUUUGUAAUGGGCUGGCCCACCUGCAACUGUGUCGCUACCUUUAGCUCAGCAGAACAGAAGGAGAAAUGGCUCGCCCUCCUUAAGAGUCGUAUAAAAGAAGAAAAAGAGAUAGAAGAACCGAAAACCAUCCCUGUGAGGGUGUACGGGAAAGGAAUCAAUACAUUUGCUCUUACCAAAACGAUCCCAGUCAGCAACUCAGAUUCAACCAAUGAGGUGAUCCGCCUGGCCCUGCAGCAGUUUGGCAUCAUCGGAAAUGUCAAAGACUUCCAGCUGUGGGUCCUCUCCAAAAGGGACAACGCCCCUUAUCCUCUAAUUGGUCAUGAGUUUCCCUUCAGCAUCCACAUGAGUCAUGUGAGAUACUCUCAGGGAGGAGGCAGGGAUGCUGCUGCUCCACCUGCAGACAGACUGAAGGCGGAGCAGCUGCAGGUGUACAAGCAGUUUCAGUUCAUCCUCAAGCCUCGACCUGUUGAGCCGCCACAACAGCACGCAGAUUUCUCUGGGAAGCCAUUCAAAAGGAGGCGCUCGCUCAUCGCCUGGGCCUUCUGGCGAGGCUCCUCCUCGAACCUGAAUGAGCUGUCCCUCAGCACUGCGCGAGGCUGUUUGUUCGGCCAGCCACUCAGCUCCGUUUGUGCAGGGGACACUCUGCCAAAGCCAGUCAUGGACAUGUUGACGUUUCUGUACCACGAGGGUUCGUGGACGCGUGGGAUUUUCCGUCGGCCGGCAGGCGCCCGAGCUGUCAGGGAGCUGCGGGAUGCUCUGGAUGCUGGAGAAUCUCAGCUUCCUCUGACGCGAGACCACAUCUUCAUCAUAGCUGGAGUCUUUAAGGAUUUCCUGCGCAGCAUCCCGGGCAGCUUGUUGAGCUGUGAGCUCCAUGAAGACUGGAUGGAGGUGCUGGAAGAAGAGGAGGAGGAGGAGGAGCAGGUGCAAGAUGUACAGAGGAUGAUUUGCCGGCUGCCCAAAGAGAACGCACUCCUGCUACGCUACCUGCUAGCUGUUCUUCACGGUAUCCAAGGCAACGCCCAGGAGAACCAAAUGACUACUUUUAAUCUGUCAGUGUGCAUUGCUCCCAGCAUGCUCUGGCCACCUGGAGUGCCGUGUAGUCCUGAGGUCGAGGGAGAAGGAACCAAGAAGGUUUGUGAGUUGGUGAAGUUCAUGAUUGAACACUGUCAGGAGAUUCUCAGAGAGGAUCCCUCCUCCCUGUUCGGAGGGCCUCCACAGAGACUCAACAGUGAGGAGAUGGGAACAGAAUCCUGGAUUUACCCUCUGACCGAUUCAUCCUAUGACAGUCUCGAGAAUGAGUUGGACAACAGCAGUGGUGGCUCACCAGGCCUUUGCAACAGAAGGUGCCUCCAGCCUAAACCCCUACAAGGCAGCUUGGACUCCAUCCUCACAUUCAGUGAUUACGACCAGGAUACUGCACCAGAACCAGGUCUCAAUCCACUGGGAAGACACAGAAGACAGGAACUAGACCUCUCCAGCCCCAGGCAGGAUGCACCAACUGUGGACACCUCUUCCACCCUGGAGUCGCUGUCCCUAGAGGGUCGGAACAUGCAGCGGCGGCGUUCAGAGCCAGCUAUAGCAUAUGUGGCCAAGUUUCGGCCAUGCGCAUCAGCCAGCACAGAUGGUGUCACUGGUGAGGAUGAAGACGGUGAGGAAGAGCUUUCCAAGGAGCCUAGCAACCACACAGUCGCCAGAAUGCACUCCAGAGUUCAAAAUAGGAGGUAUGGAGGUGAGUCUGGGUUGGAAGCCAGCUCCUCCAGCCUCUCAUCCACCCCCACCUCCCCUGCACCAACCCGCUCCUCCCCUGAUUCUCUAGACUCCCUAAGUGGUGACCAGACCUGGGCAACCAGAAGGGGCCUUUACCCAAAAAAGACGUAUCUGCCAUCCAACUCCUCCUCUGGAUCUCUUUCCACCUCUGUCACUUCUACACCCCUCACCAUCAGCUCUGUACUGGCCUCCAGUGAACAUGCAGAGCAGGAGAUUUGCCCCAAAAAUUCCCCACCCAAAGAACCCGCCAGCUGGGGGACAUUAAUGGGCUGUAGGGGUCUCCACCCAAAUUCAUGGCUGAAGAAAGACCGGAGACUUUCACUCACCCAACAAGACAACUUGGAGAAGCAAGAAGAGGACAAGACUGCAGUAAGUGAAACAGUGGGAAGGCCUUCUGAUAAGUCGCUCACACCUGGGAAACCAGAAAAAGGAAAAGCAGGUGAGAAAGGAGCUGCAAACCUGAUCUCAGGCAGCCAAACCAAACCCAGAACAUCCUGUAGACCUCCCAAAGAUGCAGGUGGAGCAGGAGGGAGCCAUGUGAAGGGAAAAGCAGGGCUCCUCAAGCAGGACUCCUCCAGUCCCCCUUCACACUAUCACUCUACAGGAAACCUCCAGUUCCCUAAAUCUGCCUGGUUCCAUUCCCCAGAGACCCCGCUAACUUUAAGACAGAAAAAUCCCAGGAGUGAUACCAGCGCCCAGAAGUGUGCUGUGCAAAGUGAUGUGACUGAACUGAAGCAGCCAUCGCCGUCUGUGUUUUACAAGCACGGGGGGCCAUCACUGUCCCUAUUCAAGCGACCCAAGUCUCAAUCCACAGAGCAGGACCACAACGCCCGGCUAUAUCAGCGCCGCGGGUCCGAACCGGGACGUCAAGUUGUGGACCGAGCCGCCACCUUCACCCGGGCAAGGUUGCCCAGUGACCCGGGGUUGAAAGUGUCCGGGGUGGAUUCACAAGGAGGCACAUCAGAGGCCCGUUACUGCCUCUCCCCCUGUGCCACCAAAGCAGUGCGGGACUACUUCUCCUCUCACCCCCAAAGCAAUCCCCAGAGCAGCCACCAGGUGGCGCUUGCCCUGGUGGAGAGCCGCAGGGAGUGGGUGAAGAGAUGCAACGAUCCCACAGCAGAGCCAGACUUUGACCAGCUCCUGUUUGCUGAGGAAUCCUACGUUUGAUGAGUUGGUGAAAACAAACUGUGAAGUACAGCAUCGCUCCAACAAGUGGAACAAACAGAGCAUCUCAGUUUCAGCACGGUGGUCGUAUUCAUAACCUUAAAAUGAACUCCGUCAUUAGACACUAAGGCUUUGGUGUCACUGGGAGCAUUUUGCUAUCUGGAACACCACAUGAAAUGUAAUCUGUUGGCUAAGGUGGACAUGGAGCAAAAAGUAAAAGUGUGUUUGAGUUUUUGCUUAGUGCUUAAUGCCAUUAAAGUAAAGUGAAUCUCCCCCUAACCCUAACCCUUUGCUUACAUGUCCUAAAGGCUGGAUUUACACAUGCAAAACGUGUUCUAAUGUAUAACCAAUAAGCUCAAAUAACAUUCAUUCUGAUCAAAGCAGAUCAACUAUUUUGGUGUAAAAUUUGUCUUGAUUUUUUUUUUUUUUUCCAAUGUACAUCAGGCCAAAGUUAAAACCUGCCAAUCUAAACACACCUGGCAUUGCCUUCUUCAUAAUGAACAAAGACUCACUCAGAGAAAUGCCUUCUGGUUAACUGCAGCUCAGAAAACUGUUGUUUUAGUUCAAGUCCCACCCAAGCAGCCUAAACAGAUUAUGGGCAACAUGCAGUAUUUGGUAUCACACGUUACUUCAACCACAGUUUUGCAGAAAGCAGGUGGUACAAUCAUGAUUUUGAUUUUGAAAUUAAUAGUCAUAUUAUAAAUAGUGUAAAUGCAGCCUGGGUACACACUGUGACUUUGCCUCUACGUUUUAAUAGUCUGGUUCUGAACUACAGCUCAGUCUGUGUGUUGAUUGGUAGUUUGGCUUCAGCUCAGUUGUUUACAAUACUCAGAUGUAUCGUAAAUGUGUAGGUAGACUAGUUUGUGACAGGUUGUUGGAAAGGUAUAAAAGCAUGACAUCAUUCAGUAUAUUUAAACAAACCGUACGUGUAUAUCCUGUAUAUGUGAAGGAUGCUCCCCAAAAAUCAAGCAUUGCUCGGGAUCAUGUCGACCGUUAGCAGCUUAACUUAAAUAUUUUCCAGCGUUAAUGCUUUUUAGUGAACAGAUGUAGUCUUUGGAUAAAUAUUAACAUGGAGACGUUUCUGAUUACAGUCAGCUGAGCAGUUCAUGUCAAAUGCUUCUUGGCAUUAACACUCACAUCAGCCUGCUGUGAUACUGACGACUGCAGCAGCAUUUAUAGCUUCUUGUUUUGUUUUUGUUGCCAACAGUGCUGUUCACAUAAGCCUGUACUGAUUGAAAUUAAUCAUAUGUUUUAUGAGCUUUACAUCUGAUGCAGCUUAAAACACCGAAAUAGGCCACAGGACUGUUGCUUCCUAAUAUUGUCUACUGCCUCCUUGUUAUAUAUGUACACGUAUUUAUAUGCUGUCACUAUACUUUUGCAUAUGCAAAUAAAAUGAGCUGAAAUUAAA
Pelmatolapia mariae (spotted tilapia) is the source of this 5046-nucleotide messenger RNA. RefSeq names its product rho GTPase-activating protein 20-like. NCBI's taxonomy places the organism in Eukaryota, Metazoa, Chordata, Actinopteri, Cichliformes, Cichlidae. Gene Ontology annotation, biological process: signal transduction; regulation of Rho protein signal transduction. The transcript is spliced from 16 exons. The record is from RefSeq and is a predicted model, not a curated record. Gene Ontology annotation, molecular function: GTPase activator activity. The coding region runs from base 270 to 3641 and encodes 1123 amino acids.